Molecule: messenger RNA, 811 nt
Organism: Fundulus heteroclitus (mummichog)
Lineage: Eukaryota; Metazoa; Chordata; Actinopteri; Cyprinodontiformes; Fundulidae
Gene: ubiad1
Product: UbiA prenyltransferase domain containing 1
Biological process (GO): menaquinone biosynthetic process; vitamin K biosynthetic process
Cellular component (GO): endoplasmic reticulum; Golgi membrane
Molecular function (GO): prenyltransferase activity
Source: RefSeq, a predicted model, not a curated record
GCCGCUGCUCACGCUGCCAAUGGCCUUCCCCCUGGAGAGACAGUUCAGGAGUCGAUGCUACGCCAAGAUCCCCCAGAAAACUGCCAAGCUCAACCUCCUCAUGGGACUCUUCUACGUUUUCGGGAUCAUCCUGGCUCCUCGUGGCAGCUUGCCGUUACUGUGAUUCUUCACAUCUGACUUAUCAACCUUUUUUUUAUUAUUAUUUACUAGCUUACAGUACCUCUUUUUAUUUGUAAAAAAAUAUAUAUCAAAAGGCUUGUGCUGGCUUUAAUUUAUUCUCUAAUUUAUAAGCUCAAAUGUUAGCUGGCAAAACAAAGCAGGGUACAUUGCCGAACUAAACCACCUACAGCCUGUUAAAAGGAAGACGAGUGUCCAUCGUGUUGAAUGGGCCAAGCUGUCGGAUUUGUAGUUCUUAAAGAUAAAAUACACGUUAUCAGCACAAACCUAAUAACAUUAAGUUUUUUUUUUUUGUCUGAAUAGUACUCAUCGUUAAUUUGGUCCUUGUUGUUUUUUGUUUUUUCAAGAGGCAAAAAAAACAACUUUGAGCUCGUUGUAAUAAAAGUCACUUGUGCUGACCUGCCAUGUCUCCAUUUCUAGCCACAGGAUAGCUAGCAUGCUACGUUGAAAAGGGACAGCGGGAUUGUGAUGGUUUUGUUGUUGCAUAUUUCAUAGUAUGGACGGGGAUUAUGACCUGUGUACAGUGCUGUGAAAAAGUAUUCGCACCUCAUGCAUUUAUUCUGUUUAAGAGUUCUGUGUCACACACAAAUUUUUACAUAAACAGACACAGUAAAUAAAAAAAUGCUACUUUCAA